Molecule: messenger RNA, 2724 nt
Organism: Cordyceps militaris CM01
Lineage: Eukaryota; Fungi; Ascomycota; Sordariomycetes; Hypocreales; Cordycipitaceae
Product: AP-3 adaptor complex subunit beta
Exons: 2
Coding region: 1-2724 (907 amino acids)
Biological process (GO): intracellular protein transport; vesicle-mediated transport
Cellular component (GO): membrane coat
Source: RefSeq, a predicted model, not a curated record
AUGAGCAAUUGUGAUUGCUACCAUGGGCCGUUUGCUGGUAGUAAAAACGUGGAGAGCGUUCAGGUUGUCAGACAUGCGCCAAACGACACAACUCAACGAGACCGUCGAGAAAACAAAUCUUGGAAAAAUCCCAUGUCGACUAUCGCGGUGGCACGAGACGUUGGUGCUGGUCAACGUGCCCCCACCAAAAUUCGACAUCGCAGCCAGCCCACUCCGCCUCCCAGUCCCCCUCCAACAACUGACAACUUCGCCCUCGAGCUUCGCUGGCACACGCAGCGUCGCCGCACAAUGGAGUCCAUAUCGCGGAUCUCAAGCCUAAUGGAGGCCGGUACGUUUCUUCGCGCCGAAUUGCGCCCUCUUCCUCUUGUUGCCGCCGCUGAUGCCUGUGUCCAGCGAGGGAGCUCACCCUUGACGCCGCCCAAGCGACCCGAGGCAGUCGCACGAGCUCCAGACUGCUCGACCGGAACCAGAUGCGCAAGCUUCUCGACAGCCGAAACGAUCGCGAUGUGCUCGAAGGUCUGCGCCGUGUCGUUGCCGUACGAUGACCCUGCUUCCCCCAGGUCGCCGCCUGUGUGCCAAACGCCUGCUAACCCUCGCUUGCAGAUGAUGUACCGGAAGCAAAAGACCCUCCCGUUCUUCUCCUCGGUCGUCAAAAAUGUCGCAUCACCGAAUAUCGAGAUAAAAAAGCUCGUGUACAUUUACCUCAUCCACCAUGCCGAGCAGGAACCCGACCUCGCCCUCCUCUCCAUCAACACCAUCCAAAAGUCCCUCUCCGACACCAAUCCCCAGGUCCGCGCCCUGGCUCUCAAGACCAUGACGGGCAUCCGCGUCCCCGUCAUCAGCCAGAUUGUCUCUCUAGCCAUCAAAAAGGGAGUCGCCGACAUGAGCCCUGUUGUCCGCAAGGCCGCCGCCCUCGCCAUCCCCAAGUGCCACCGACUCGACCCGAGCCAAGCGCCGCAGCUCACCGACUACCUGUCCACGCUGAUUGGGGAUAAGCAGUACUUUGUUGCUGGUGCAGCCGUUGCUGCAUUCCUAGAAAUUUGCCCCGGCAGAAUCGAUCUCAUUCAUAAGCACUACCGAGGUCUGGUCCGCAAGAUUGUUGACAUGGACGAAUGGAGCCAGCUUGCUAUGCUGCGACUCAUGAGCUCGUACGCGAGGAAAUGCUUUCCGAGACCAAAUACCGGAGCCUCAAAAACGAAACCUGCAGAGACGGCGUCUGCAGAUGAUUUCUACAACCAGUCAAGACCCGAGGAAGCUGAUGCUGGUGUGGAUAUUGAUCCCGAUCUACGCCUGCUCCUGAAUGCUAUCCGACCACUGCUACAAAGCCGAAACUCUGGUGUCGUGGUUGCUGUGACGAGGUGUUAUGUUGAGAUUGGCACAGCCGAAUACGUCAAGCUUGCCGUUGGUCCUCUUGUUGCGCUCAUGCGAGGGGCCCAGGAUAUCCAACAGCUUGCACUAUAUAAUAUCGUCUCUGUUUGUUUAAUGCGACCGAGAGAUUUCGUCAAAUAUUCUAGCCACUUCUUGGUGCGAGCAACAGAUUCAGCACCAGUGUGGGAGCUCAAGCUUGAGGUCCUCACCCUCAUUUUCCCCCACAGUCCGCCGCAUAUCAAGAGUCUCAUUCUCAAAGAGCUCGAACACUUUUCACAAGGCACAAAUAAAGCUCUUGUGCAGGAAGCUGUGCGUGCUAUUGGCCGAUGUGCGCAAUCCGACGCCACUACAUCACCCCGUUGUCUGAAACUUCUUUUGAGCCAAAUCACUAGUCUCGAUGGCACACUUGCUGCUGAGUCGCUCACCGUCAUUCGGCACUUGAUCCAGCAGAAUCCAGACAGCCAUGUUGGAACCGUUGUGCGUUUGGCCAGAAACUUGGACUCCGCCACGGACCCCCACGCAAGGGCCACCAUUAUCUGGCUAGUUGGUGAAUUUUCAGGUCUGGACGGAGAAGACAACAUUGCACCCGACGUGCUGCGGAUUCUCGUCAAAGAAUUCGCCCACGAAUCGGAAGUUGCCAAGAGACAAAUUGUUCUACUUGGUGCCAAGGUCUAUUUACAUCACAUCAAUCGCCGUGCAGAAGCCCAAAAUGCGGAAGGUGCAGAGAGUGACCCGCCUCAACGAUUCGAAACGCACGCUGUCGAGCGCCUCUGGGAUUACCUGAUGACCCUUGUGAGAUAUGAUGUAUCUUACGACUUGCGUGACCGCGCAAGGAUGUACAGAGCUCUUCUAGCUGUGCCACAGCUGGCUACGCUGAUGCUGCUCGCGCCAAAACCAGCACCGCAGGCGCCAAGUCCUUCAGAAUCUAGAAAGGGAUUCCCACUGGGCUCCUCAACACUCGUACUAGAAGGUGGCGGCGGUCUCCAUGGACUGAGCGGCUAUGAGGCGCUUCCUGAUUGGGUCACGCCUGGGAAGGAGCCUGACCCGAGACUCCGUGAACAAGACGAGGGUCCGUAUUCGCGAUAUGAUGGAGAAAGAGGUCCUGCCCCUGCCAGCCAGGCUCUAGAUGAAGCGGUACGAGCUGCACCGAGCAAGUCGAAUGGCAUUGCCGAGGGUCUGGGUGCCAAGACGCUGGACGACUGGCUUGCGGAGGGCGACGAAGAAGAGAGUGGCGAGACAGAAGAGGAAAGCGAAGAGGACACUGAAGAAGAGGGAGAAGAAUCUGAGGAGGAAGACGAGGGAGAGGAAGAGGAAAGUGACGAUGACGGGGAGGAAGCUAAUUUGGUCAAGGCAUGA